AUGGCGCCAAACCCCAAACAUCUCCUCGCCGAAAUCAAGACGCUCUCCUCACCGGCUACCGCUACCGACGACCUCAAUGCCGUCGUCGACUCCAUCUUUAACCAGGCCCUCGGCAUCGUGGCCACGAGAUCCGUUCUCGCUGCCUUUAUCACCACCCUCCGCGAGCUCAAGAACGAGGACAUGUGGAUCGAGGUCGGAACCCGGACUCUAAACACCAUCUCGGCCCAGCCCUCGUCGUCCUCAUUCAUCGACGCCGGCGCCACGAUCCGCGAGCUCGUCGCUACCGCCCAUGAGAACAAUGAAGACUUUCUCGACGCCGCAAAGGCCCUGGCCGAGAUUCCCCUCGAGAGCUCGCAGCGCAAGGUCACGGACGAGGAAAAGGCCCGUACGUGGGUCCGCAUUGUGCGUAACUACCUCGAGGUGGACGACUCGACGGUUGCCGAGAUGUACAUCAACAAGCUCAAGAACAUCAUGCACCUGGUGACAGACCAGGACUUGAACUUGCAUUUCAAGCUAUCUCAGGCCCGCAUCCAGGAUGCCAAGCGAGACUUUCUGUCUGCUUCGCAGCGAUACCACGAGAUCAGCUUCUCCCCCGCCAUCGCUGAGGAGGAGCGACUGCAUACUCUUAGCAUGGCCGUCAAGUGUGCCGUCCUGGCCCCCGCCGGCCCCAUGAGAAGUCGCACGCUUGGUCGUCUGUACAAGGAUGAGCGAUCAGUGCAGUUGGAGGAGUUUGGCAUUCUAGAAAAGAUGUUCCUCGAUCGACUCCUGUCGCCUGAGGAGGUGGACAAGUUCGCCGAAGGUCUACAACCGCACCAGCUAGCGACGACUUCUGAUGGUUCCACGGUGCUCGCCAAGGCCGUUGUGGAGCACAACCUCCUGGGUGCGUCCAGGCUCUACAGCAACAUCCGUUUCGAGGCCCUCGGAUCACUUCUGGGCCUCGAUGCCGACAAGGCGGAGGAGACCACAGCUCGAAUGAUUGAGCAGGGCCGUCUAGUCGGCAGGAUGGACCAGGUUGACGGCAUAGUAUGGUUUGAAGGUGGUGAGGCUUCGGGUGAGAAGGGCAGUGGAAGAGCCGAGAUCAUUGUAGGCAAGGAGAUGAGAAAGUGGGAUGACAACGUCGAGAGUCUGGCUGAAGAUGUGGAAAACGUCACCAACACAUUGCAAAAGGAAUUUCCCGAAUUUGUGGCCGUGAAUCUCAAUGUAUGA
This is a messenger RNA of Fusarium vanettenii 77-13-4, 1206 nucleotides long. RefSeq lists its product as uncharacterized. Gene Ontology annotation, cellular component: cytosol; COP9 signalosome. Bases 1 to 1206 code for a protein of 401 amino acids. The record is from RefSeq and is a predicted model, not a curated record. NCBI's taxonomy places the organism in Eukaryota, Fungi, Ascomycota, Sordariomycetes, Hypocreales, Nectriaceae. The transcript has 3 exons.